Molecule: messenger RNA, 469 nt
Organism: Anoplophora glabripennis (Asian longhorned beetle)
Lineage: Eukaryota; Metazoa; Arthropoda; Insecta; Coleoptera; Cerambycidae
Exons: 2
Coding region: 35-361 (108 amino acids)
Cellular component (GO): nucleus
Molecular function (GO): zinc ion binding
Source: RefSeq, a predicted model, not a curated record
UGAUAGCACCCUAAUUUCAUAUGCUGAAGAUGAAAUGGAAUGUUUAGUUGAUUUAAGAGAGAUUUACCCAAAGGAAAAAGGAAACACGCAAUUAACAGACAAAUUGAACGAUCAUAAAAUAUGUCGUUUAUGUAUGCAACUAAUACAGGGUGAUUUUAUGUUGGCACAUGAAGUGGAAGCUGAUAUGCUUAAGAAAUAUAUUCCAGAAAUAAACUUCGAUGUUGUCAAAGAUCCCGUUGUUUGCAAACAGUGUUUUGAUUUCUUGGGCGUCCACAGUGGUUUCAUAAGAAAGUGUUUAGAAGUAGAGGAAAAACUAAUAACACAGAAACCAUCGACAAUAAGUGUGAGGAACAGUCAUUAGAUUCCGGCAUAAAAACUGAAGAGAUUAGCAUAAAGUCUGUAGAAAGUGACGAGGAUGAAGAUUUGGCUGAAAGUGUAGAAGGGAAAUCUGAAGAAGAGAUCGAAACUG